This is a messenger RNA of Xylona heveae TC161, 1338 nucleotides long. RefSeq lists its product as hypothetical. The record is from RefSeq and is a predicted model, not a curated record. Bases 1 to 1338 code for a protein of 445 amino acids. The transcript is spliced from 2 exons. NCBI's taxonomy places the organism in Eukaryota, Fungi, Ascomycota, Xylonomycetes, Xylonales, Xylonaceae.
AUGCCUGCUGAGCCGCCCGAGAUAUCCAAUUUGCAACUCGAGGAUGAGCCGACAAGGGUCAUCUACUGCAAUGGACAUGCCGUACUUCUAACUCCUGUAUCGAAAGACGGCGAUAUUGUUAUAGAAGUCCGAGAUCCAUCCACACUUCAAUUCUCUUUCUUUCAAGUCGACUCUCAAUGUCUUUCUCGAGUUUCACCGUAUUUCGAAACUCUCUUCCAUCCCACCAAGUUCCACGAAGGCGCGACGCUCAGCGAAGCAAGGCUACACCUGCACGAGAGCCAUAAGAAUUCGGAAAGGGCGGCAGUCGAAAGUCUGCCCAGGGUGACCCUUGAGGAGCUUGGACAUCUCACAUCCACGAGGCCAUCCGAUCGCGUGGUGGCUGAUUUUCUUCGAUUACUCCAUGGCUACGACCUCCCCGAUCUUCCGAAAGAAAUCUCGGCUCUCAAAUACGCUGCCACCCUCCUGAUCUUGGCGGAUCGGUUCCAAACGAUUUCUACGGUAGCUCCGCAUGUCCAGCAUGGGAAGCUCGCUCAAGCUCUUGAUCGGAAGCUAAAGGCAUCCAAAACGCUACAGUUCAAUGAAGAGCGAGAGCGACAAAAACUCUUGAUUGGCCUGAUGAUUGGUCAUUUCCCAUUGGUUCAACGAUCAAGCAAGGCAUUAAUCAUUAACGGAUCAACCAUGUGGGACCCUGAGGAGGAAGAAGAACAAGAUGGGGAAGAGGAUGUGGACAUGUGGUGGGACCUCCCGAAUGGACUAGAGACGGAAUUACGCUAUCGCCGCGAGUGUAUCUUGCGAACGUUGAAUUCUAUACAGACAUACUUUCUGAAGCAGUUCACAUCCAAACAGCGACAAUGCCGACUAGGCUAUGACUCUUCGGCGCAAUGCGAUUCUUUUCAGCUUGGCGAAAUGGUUCGAUUCUUUGUCCGAAUUGGAACUCUCCGCCUGCAAGGCAACAUUUAUGACCAUGGCGAAGGAGCCGAUGCGCACCCUGGAAAUCUUGAUCGGCUCUUGGAAUCGUUGCGCCAAUGUCCGUCUUAUCAGAUUGAUCGAAACCAUUCGCAUUGUGGCCUCCGCACAUUGAUCUUACCUAUUUUAAGCUAUCUUGAACUGUGGAUCUCACUGGAGGCUCAAAUAUGCGCUCGAUGCUGGAAGGAUGAUCGAGCAAAUUACUCAUGGUUGAGUGCUCCGCCGAGCAGAACCUAUAAAUUCCAGGUAUCUGCACCACGAGGCUCUCGAAAGAAUAAGAGUGCCACUUCCCGUACUCCUUGUGGCACUGAUCAUGGUGUUGCAAAACACAUUUUCACCGCCGAGACUCAUGAGUGGAAACCCGAUGCAUAG